Messenger RNA from Bradysia coprophila, 868 nucleotides. Its product is annotated as Apoptosis and caspase activation inhibitor. NCBI's taxonomy places the organism in Eukaryota, Metazoa, Arthropoda, Insecta, Diptera, Sciaridae. Gene Ontology annotation, biological process: negative regulation of G2/M transition of mitotic cell cycle. The record is from RefSeq and is a predicted model, not a curated record.
AUCAACAAUGACAUUUACUGACAUUUCGUUUUGAUUACAUUAUUUUUAAGAAUUUUUUGGUGAUAUUAUGGAUGUGAUCCCUCCUCGACAUAGGAAACAGCGCAACUCAAAUUUUAAAACGACCGAAACGGGCGUCGUGCAUCAAGAAAAUGAACAAUUUUCCAAGCGUGAGCUGUUAAGCAACUGGAACAAAUACGACGAUAACGUUCCACAAACUGACGCUCCACUUGCCUCUAAUUUCGAAGAGCUGCUAUCACAGCCAGCAUCAGUGGGCGGUCACUUUUUGUUCAAUUCGGAAAAAGGUUGGGAGUCCAACGACGACUGGUACAAUCGCGACGAUUAUUUCCAGCUUAAUUUGAUAGAAUUAAGCAAAAGUCUUGCGACCUUACCAUACUAUGAACGUCUGAGCUACUCGCAAAGCAUUUUCAGUUCAGAAGAAAUUGAUGAAAUGAAUAGGCAAGCAAAAUAUCAACUUUUUAAAUGGCAAUCGAAAGGCAGCAACACUGGAUCGUCUAGGGAUGUCAAAUGUGAAGCAAAUGUACACAAUAUUGAUCACGUACCACAAAAUGAUGACGAUGAUUUGGAGGAAUUGUUAAAAAUAACUGGAACUGGACAUCGAAAAAUGAAAAUUUCAGAAUAUUCAUCAAACAUCAAUCAGUCAACGGGUAGUAGCGUCACAAUUCAAUCGGUCCAAGCACGGAGCACUGCAGAGUCCACAGACGAUAUUCAGAAAUGGUUGGACGAUGUUCUGAUACUGGACAGUUAAAAAGACAUUCGUAAUGAACAUUAUAGAUAGUUGUAACAUGGCACAUAUGGUAUGUAGGAUCGAAAAGAUAAUAGAAAUUAAUUCCACUUGUAAGAAUGAAAA